CUUCCUUCGAGAAGAGAGCGACCCCUUCUUAAGAAGGGCUGCUUGACAUGGCAGCACGCGGGGCAACCUAUGGGAGGAGAACAGGGGCGAAAGUGGGGCCCUGCCACAUCUCGUCUUUGACCGACUUCUUCAGCGACGAUGACGGCGAUGACGGCCAGCCGCGCCCUGCAUCGGUCGAGAAAGGGGCAGCUAAGAAGCCAUCACUAUCAAGAUCAGGCCGUAGCAAGAACAAAGUACAAGCCGCGCAGCAUUCCUCAAAAGCUGAUGCAAAAGCAAGCAGGGACAUUAGGCUUCCCGAAAGAACCAUGGAAGAGCUGGCUUCUCGGCCGUCGACACCCCCGAAUGCUUGGCAAGAUACCCCCCACCUCUCCGACUCAUCCUCCCUGAGUCCAAUCGCUUCGAUUGCCAGUCCUACGACAGCUGCUUCAGCUGAUGGUAGUAGGCGAGUUCAGGUGCCAUUGACACCGACAAGCUCGUCGCACUCUUCAGCGUCCCGAACGCCGCGGACGUUGAAGCGCAAGGCUUCGCCCGCGUCGCCGCGCAAGAUCUCCAUCGCUCGAGAGCUGAAUCGCAUCUUCAGCCCGACCAGCUCGUCCAAGACUCGCCAGCGCAAGCCAUAUGGAGCCACAGCCUUGCCGGUGGGUGAGCGUGAGGAGGAGCACAGCUCCGAAGACGGCGACGAAUCUAGGCAAGGUCAGGUACUCUCCCGCGGAGCACAAGUGUUUCAUCGCCCGCAUACAGGCCUCGCUGCUCGAAUGGCGGCAAGAAGAGUCAAAGCAGAAGCUACGAUGUGUCACGACCAGGAUGAAGACACGGUAGAAGAGCAAGGAAGAAAGAUGCAGGAGGUCGCCGAGCCAAGCUCACAAUCGUCUUUCCAGAGCGAAUCUCAGCCGGUCCUCGGCGUCCUCGCUCCCACCGUGGCACAUGCGCGCCGAACAUAUGGAAAGGAGCGCAGCUUUCUAGCAGUAUUGAACGCAGGCAUGGUGUCUGAAACGGCUCUUUCCCCAGAGCAAGGACAGCCCAACCAUGAAGGUCUCGGUGACGGCAGGGAGGCAGGUAUGCUCGAUUGCUUGGGAGAAUCACAGCACAAGUCGUACGCAGAGAUGAGACGACGCUGGGGCGACGUCGAGGACGAUGGAUCUGAUGAGGAGCAGGAAAGCGAAAAGGUCUGCAACGUCACGUCGCUGCGUACAGCUGGAGAGCUCCGUCGCUUUCGGGAGGAGUUCGAGUACCUCACGGGUGGACUGGUGCCGGGCCAGUCUCUGGACACUCGGGUCGCCAGUGCUCUGGACCUCGCCCGACAUUGCAUCGACGCCGCUGGAGACGGGGAGGAAGACGGAGACGAAGGAAGCUCGGACGCUGGGUCGCACAAGGAACACGGUAAGAAAGACGGCGAGGGCAACAGCGCGCGGCUGCCUUCGCAGCUGUCAUUUAUCGGCAUGCUCGAUGUAUGCGGGCUCACCAAUCAUCUUUGGUCACUUUUAAAUCAAGCAGGCGUGGGUAAAGACUUGGAUAGACACUUGGAUUUGGCAGGCGCAGUCAUCCUUGCAAAACUCUCGGCGCAUCGAGCUUGUGCUGAAGCCCUGAUGGAAGCUGCUGGCAUUGGCUUAUUCGAAGUCUUGGCGCAUCUUCUACAAUCUCUUUCGGCAGACGUCAAAGAGGGGCGACAGAACGCAGACAAAAGAGCUUCAGCCCGAGCUCAACGCCAAGAAACGGCUACCGAAGACGCACUCGACGAGAUCAUCAAGCAAUCUGGACUGGCGCCUUCGACAGUGGAUCGACCUGCCUCUUUACGCCGCUUGGUCUUGGGCAUCCUGUGCUCUCUUUCACAGCUUCCUCGAACGAGCACAAACGUUGGACAAGGCAUACUCCAAAAAUUCGCGAUGUAUAACAAUUAUCGUCGCUCGAUUUUCGAGAUUGUCGUCGAGUCGGGCCUGGCGUCACAUGCCGAUUGCACAGACGAUGCUUGCCCCGACUACGUAUCUGUCGCUCUUUCGGCCCAACUGGUCGAUCUCGUCUUUUGCGCUUCGUCACGAGAGACUUCAUCCACCAUCGAGGAGGCCGAGCUGAAGCGUUGGGCAGGACAAUGGACAGCAAUGCUCUCGACACUUUACAAUGACUUCUUCUCAAAGGCGCAAGAGCAAGCCGGAGGGUCCCUCGUGUCGUUGCUACGUCUGUGCGUCAACCUGACGCAAAUCGACAAGCGGUGGAGCGAGACGUUUGCCAAGACGAGCGACGCUCUUGCCCGUGUCGCAUCGCUCAUCCUUGCGGCCUCUUUGGAGCACGGGCCCGCCGUCGUAGCCACUGCAGAGCUGCGCUCCGACAUCAUGGCUUUCUCUCUCGGCCUCUUGACAAACAUUCUCGAAUCAUCUCCUGCCAAUGUCCGGCCAUGCUUUCGACGCUUGCAGCUGAAGAGGACAGAUCUCCACGAUGGUCUUGGCAAAGGGAAGGUGAUGGCCAUGAGCCUACUUGGACAGCUGUUUGAGAGAGAGCGAGUUCGUUCGCACGAGAGCGCUCAAUCGGGUUUCUUGUCCGGCUGCCUCGCAGUCUCUCUCUCAUUGGUUCUGGACGCAACGGAAGAGGGCAAGGAAGGAGACAAGGAAGGCGUCGAGAUCGCAAAAGCUGCCUUGCAGGAGGGCCUUGAUUGCACGUGGGAAACAGUCAGAGAGAGACUGGUCGAGGUGCUAAGCGACUUUGCCGCAAUGCAUGAGGAGAUGGCGCGGUGCAGGGAGGGGGCCCAAGCGAGCGCACCGCUAGAGGUACAGGAGCAAGCGCGCGGCGACACUGACAUCAGUCUGGUACGACUGCUGGAGUCGAGGCUCAAAAGGACAUGACAUAGAGCCACCCUGAUCAUAUAUUAUCAUCUGUAUUUUUACGUCAAUACAUUGCCAUUUGGAAGGGCGCCGA
Messenger RNA from Acaromyces ingoldii, 2907 nucleotides. RefSeq lists its product as hypothetical. The record is from RefSeq and is a predicted model, not a curated record. Gene Ontology annotation, biological process: regulation of chromosome condensation. NCBI's taxonomy places the organism in Eukaryota, Fungi, Basidiomycota, Exobasidiomycetes, Exobasidiales, Cryptobasidiaceae. The transcript is spliced from 2 exons. The coding region runs from base 306 to 2834 and encodes 842 amino acids.